AUGGCACCACCAGCAACGCAGUUCGAGCUCGCGCAACCGCCCAACGAUGCCAUCUCAGCACUCGCCUUCUCGCCAGACUCGCCGUCGCGCUUGCUAGCUUCCUCCUGGGACAAGAACAUCUACCUAUACGACACGCUCCAGAGCGGCGACGACGGAAGUCACGGGAUCCUGCUACAAACGUUUGAGAACCGUGCGCCGGUGUUGGACGUGUGUUUUGGGAGAGAUGGCAACGAGGCUUUCAGCGCCGGCAUGGAUUGGCAGGUCCGGCGCAUCGAUCUCGAUAGCGGCGAGCAGACUACGUUAAGCAAGCAUGCUGCGCCUGUGCGGAGGGUCGUAUAUAACAAAGAACACUCUCUACUCUUAUCCGCCUCCUGGGACAGUACCUUACACGUCCACGACCCAUCGAACCCCUCCCUCUCCCCCUUAAUCGUCCCUCUCCCCGGCAAGCCGCACGCCAUGGCUGCCAGCCCGUCUAAGGUGAUCGUAGCCAUGACAUCGCGACUAGUGCACAUCUACGACCUAUCCGCCCUUUCCAGCGCGCUGGCCUCGCAAUCCGGAGAACCGCCGCAGCCGUGGCAACAGCGCGAGUCGUCCCUAAAAUUUCUGACGCGCGCCGUAGCUGCCAUGCCGUCAGACGCCGGGUACGCGACGUCGUCGAUCGAGGGGCGCGUGGCGGUAGAAUGGUUCGACGCGAGCGCCGAGUCGCAAGCCCGCAAGUACGCCUUCAAAUGCCACCGCACAGCACACCCGCAAGCCGACGGCAGCAGCACCGACGUCGUUUACCCCGUCAAUUCGCUCGCCUUCCACCCUGUCCACGGCAGUACUUUUGCCAGCGGCGGCGGCGAUGCCACCGUUGCCCUGUGGGAUGCCGAGGCCAAGCGCCGCAUGAAAGUGUACCAGAAGUUUGCAGACAGCGUCGCGGCCCUUGCAUUCAGUUCCGAUGGGCGGUAUCUCGCCGUCGGCGUGUGUCCCGGUUUCGAGACGGGUAUGGAGGACUACAGCGGCGAGGGUCGUACCAAGAUCUUUGUAAGAGAGCUCGGCGAGAACGAAGCCUUACCUAAGGGUAAGGGUAAGUAG
This is a messenger RNA of Daldinia childiae, 1077 nucleotides long. Its product is annotated as Mitotic checkpoint protein BUB3.2. NCBI's taxonomy places the organism in Eukaryota, Fungi, Ascomycota, Sordariomycetes, Xylariales, Hypoxylaceae. Gene Ontology annotation, biological process: mitotic spindle assembly checkpoint signaling. The transcript is spliced from 3 exons. Bases 1 to 1077 code for a protein of 358 amino acids. Gene Ontology annotation, cellular component: mitotic checkpoint complex; bub1-bub3 complex; kinetochore. The record is from RefSeq and is a predicted model, not a curated record. Gene Ontology annotation, molecular function: ubiquitin binding.